Messenger RNA from Racocetra fulgida, 381 nucleotides. The record is from the annotation of a GenBank genome assembly. Lineage: Eukaryota; Fungi; Glomeromycota; Glomeromycetes; Diversisporales; Gigasporaceae.
ACUUUUGUGACUAAUAUUUCAGAUAAUAAUUACUUACAAGAGCCUUAUGAUUUUAAUGAUCCUAUAAACUUUCAAGAACUUUACAACUUCCAUGUCGAUUCUCAUGAUCAGCAUUUUCAAGACUCCUGUAACUUUCAAAACCCACAGCACUUACAAGACUUUCAUUGUAAUAUUGCACAAAAUUCUUUUGAUUCUUAUACUGAGCUUUUAAAUGUGCCAAUAAAUAACCAGAGAGAUGUGUAUAAUGAAAAGACAAAUUUAUAUGAGGCAGAUGAAAAGGAAUCUCAUGAGAAGGAAUCACAUGAAAAGGAGAGUUUAGAUGAGGUGGCUAAAUCUCAAGAUGAAGAGAUAUUUGACAACAAUGUAAAUGAUAAAUUGUAA